Didymosphaeria variabile is the source of this 801-nucleotide messenger RNA. RefSeq names its product Adenylate kinase 2 (gene ADK2). Gene Ontology annotation, cellular component: cytoplasm; mitochondrion. Gene Ontology annotation, molecular function: ATP binding; AMP kinase activity. Bases 1 to 801 code for a protein of 266 amino acids. Lineage: Eukaryota; Fungi; Ascomycota; Dothideomycetes; Pleosporales; Didymosphaeriaceae. Gene Ontology annotation, biological process: nucleobase-containing compound metabolic process. The transcript has 2 exons. The record is from RefSeq and is a predicted model, not a curated record.
AUGGCGCUCGCGCGGGCAGCCAGGAUCAUUCUGGUCGGCGCACCAGGUGUCGGAAAGGGCACGCAGACUGAGCGCUUGAUCAAACGCUUCCCAGAAUUGUCAUCAAUUAGUUCUGGUGACUUACUGAGGAAGAAUGUGAGGGAACGGACCCCUCUCGGUAUCCAGGCCGAGGCCAAGAUGAAAACUGGCGAACUUGUUCCGGAUGCUAUGAUCCUGCGACUCAUCGUCAACGAGCUCACCACGCGAGGAUGGAUACAGGACAACACCCUUCGACCGUACUCGGUUUAUUCGAGUUCAACGGGCAUGGAUGAGGACCCAACCGUCGAUUCAGUACUCAUCCCCUCUCAAUUCCGCGCUGCAAAAUAUCAGAUCACUGAUGACCCGUCCGCGUCCUUCAUACUGGACGGCUUCCCGCGGACAGCAACUCAAGCUGUGCAGCUUGACGGAAUAGUGCCCAUAAAUCUCGUCGUCAACAUUCAGACCCCGCCAGAGGUCAUCAUUGAGCGGAUAUGCAAUCGCUGGGUCCACGAGCCGUCAGGGAGGGUAUAUAACACGACGUUCAACCCACCUAAGGUCGAGGGCAAGGAUGACGUGACAGGUGAAGCCCUCACAAGACGCGCAGACGAUGAUCCAGAAGUGUGGAAGGCGCGGUUGAGACGCUUCAAAGAGACGAACGAAAAUCUAUUGGAACAUUACGAUAAACACGGCGUGUUGUGGACCGUGAAUGGCAACAGCAGCGACGAGAUUUCACCGCAGCUGUUCAGUGAGUUUGGCAAGCGGUUUGGCGCUGUGGGCAACUAG